Molecule: messenger RNA, 1642 nt
Organism: Pungitius pungitius (ninespine stickleback)
Lineage: Eukaryota; Metazoa; Chordata; Actinopteri; Perciformes; Gasterosteidae
Gene: dusp28
Product: dual specificity phosphatase 28
Exons: 3
Coding region: 221-688 (155 amino acids)
Biological process (GO): protein dephosphorylation
Cellular component (GO): cytoplasm
Molecular function (GO): MAP kinase tyrosine/serine/threonine phosphatase activity
Source: RefSeq, a predicted model, not a curated record
AGCGGCGAGGUGCUGGACCGGGACCAUUCGGGGGUCACCGAGGAGACCCGAACGGACCGGAUCCAGCAGAACUCCCCUCCGCGUGCAGCACCGGACAGAACCCGCCACGAGCCGCGUUCACCUGCCGAGAGAACCGGAACCCGAAGCCUAGCGGACGGUCUGCCCUUCUGUGAGGCGUUCACGGCCGUGACCAGGUGCUGUGACCCCCCCCCCCCACGCGAUGCUGCAGCUGUGCCAGGUCACCAGCGCCCUCUUCAUCAGCAACGCCCGCUCGGCCUGCAGCGAGGAGCUCCUCCAGCAGGAGGCGGUGACGCUCUGCAUCAACGUGUCCAAGCAGCAGCCGUUCCCGCGCCGCGGCGCCGGCGUGGCCACGCUGCGGGUCCCCGUGUACGACGACCCCGCCGAGGACCUGUACGCCCACUUCGACCGCUGCGCCGACGCCAUCCAGGAGGAGGCGAGCCGGGGGGGGCGCGCCGUGGUCUACUGCACGAACGGGCGCAGCCGCUCGGCCACCGUGUGCGCGGCGUACCUGAUGAAGCACCGCGGGCUGUCGCUCACCUGCGCUCUUCAGAGAGUGAAGACGGCUCGUCACGAGAUCGACCCCAACGCCGGCUUCCUGUCUCAGCUGCAGAGAUACGAGCAGGAGCUGAAGAAGAGACGAGGACGCAGGGACAGACAGGAUCACUGAGGGACAGAGGGACAGCCUGAGGGACAUGCUUUUUACCAGGGAAAAUCUGUAUUGAAGAGAAACCUUUAAUGUUUUCAUCAGUUCACUUCUUUUGACGACGUUUCUCCAGAAUAAAACAGGAAAUAUUAGUAAUAACUUGAACACGUUAAAAUGGCAAAAUAAAAGAUUAAAGUAAAGAAGACUAAGCAAUAAUAAUCAAAAGCAAUAAUCACCCAAAGAGGAAACGUUUGAACAAUGUGUAUAAAUAUAAAAUAAAUAUAGUAUGGUGACUUUAAGAUGAGUUUAAGAUAAGUAUUAUUGAUUCUUUUUCAAUAAUAACUAUUUUAUAUGUUUUACUUAAUUGUUAAUGAUCCUGUUUAAUUAUUGAUCAGUAAAAAUUGAUUGAAGAUGUUUAAACUGAUUAGAUCAGCUGACCAACAGACCAACCUCUUUCUAGGAUGCUUUUAUUGUGAAACAGGAAGCAGUACCUGUCUCAAGUGAAGCUUCCAGCUGAUUUCACCUCUUCUUUGUCUCUCUGAAGGGUUUAAUCUACUGAACUAAAUGUCAUCCUUUGGUGCAGACUCUUCAUUAACAACUUUUAAACAUAUCGCAUAAAAUAAUAUUAACGUAGGAAAUCAGGCUGUUUAAAACAUACACCCAAAUAGUUGAUGUGUGUUAAUGCUAGUUAAUGCUACUUAAUGCCAGUUAAUGCUAGCGAUGCAUUGAGCUCAGGUUAAAACUUAAAGAGUGUGUGUGUGUGUGUGUGUGUGUAUGUGUGUGUGCAGCUUCUUCACUUAGUGGCGCUGCAUUAAAGCAAUAAUUAGAAACACGUCAGACCUCAGACUGUUGAAAUGCUGUGACCUUCAGAUGGUGUAUGUGACCUUUAAACUGUGUAUGUGACCUUUAGAUUGUGUAUGUGACCUUUAGACCGUUUAUGUACUGAAACAUGAAAUAAAGUUACACGUUCAACAUUCA